AUGAGUAUAGACGAGGACUCCAAGUGGCUGGACUGGGUAACCAAGCAGUUUGAAAGUAUUGCUGGAGAAGACAAAGAAAUUGAUCUAGAUGAAUUCAAGACAGCACUGAAAGUCAAAGAGUCUUUUUUUGCAGAGCGUUUUUUUGCUUUGUUUGAUUCGGACGGGAGCGGCUCCAUCAGUCUGGACGAGUUGCUGAAGGCUCUCAGUCUCCUGAUACAUGGGAGUGAAACUGACAAACUGCGUUUCCUUUUCCAAGUUUAUGAUGUGGACGGCAGUGGUUCUAUUGACCCAGAUGAGCUGCGUACAGUUCUGAAGUCUUGUCUUCUUGAGAACGCCAUAUCAUUGCCGGAGGAGAAGCUAGGUGACUUGACACUCAUACUUUUCCAGUCUGCUGACCAGGACAACAGUGGAUCCAUCACAUUCCAGGAACUAAAGGAACAACUGGAGCGUUUCCCAGAAGUCAUGGAGAACUUAACAAUCAGUGCUGCCAACUGGCUCAAGCCUCCGACCAUAGAAAAGAAAAAUCACACCCCUCGCUACCUGACUCCAACCUACUGGCACAACAAUCGCAGCAAGGUUCUGUUCAUGUGCUCCUACUGCUGUGUCAGUGUAUUGCUCUUUACCCUGGCAGCUGUCAAUCAUUCCAAUCUUGGGGGCUGGAUUAUGGUAGCCAAGGGUUGUGGCCAGUGCCUGAACUUCAACUGCAUGUUUAUUGUGAUCUUGAUGCUUCGGCGCUGUCUCACGUGGCUGCGCACUACAUUUGUUGUGCAUUUCCUUCCAUUGGAUCACAACAUCAUCCUACAUGAGCUGGUUGGAUAUGCAGUAUUUGUUCUUACUGUUGUUCAUACAGCCGCCCAUGUGAUAAAUUUCAUAAACAAGGCCAUAAAUCCAGGUUCUUUUACUUUCUGGGAAUACCUCCUCACACUGCAGCCCGGCAUUGGCUGGGUAUACGGGAGUGCCUCCAUCACGGGAAUACUGCUGCAGAUCCUCAUUUGCCUGGUGCUUGUGGGCUCCAGCACCUUUGUCAGGAAGGGAGGACAUUUUGAGGUGUUUUACUGGACGCACUUGUCUUACAUCUGGAUCUGGAUUCUGUUGUUCCUCCACACUCCUAAAUUCUGGAAGUGGUUCCUGGCUCCGGGACUCCUAUUUGUGCUGGAGAAACUGUUUGGAUUGGCAGCAUCACGUAUGGGUGGACUGUACAUCAUAGAGGUGAACCUGUUACCCUCAAAGGUGACUCAUCUUGUUAUUAAGAGGCCACCAUCCUUUCAUUACAAGCCUGGUGACUAUGUGUACCUGAAUAUACCUGUUAUUGCCAAGUAUGAAUGGCACCCAUUUACCAUCAGCAGCGCCCCCGAGCAAGCAGACACUCUAUGGCUACACAUCCGCUCACUGGGACAAUGGACAAACAGACUCUAUGAUUACUUCCAUCUUCCGGAGAAUGCUAAGAGGCAUGGGACAAAGAGGCUGGCCCAGAAUCUGAAGAAGAGGCACAAAAGUCAGGUAAGUCAGGCAGGAGAAGAGGUCUGUGUCAAAAGCCACCAGUUGUGUAAUGUAAAGUGUUAUAUUGAUGGACCAUUUGGAACUCCGACUCGGCGGAUCUUCACAUCAGACCACGCAGUGCUGAUUGGAGCAGGGAUAGGAAUCACUCCAUUUGCCUCAAUUCUGCAAAGCAUCAUGUACAGAUAUCGGAUGAGAAAACAGAACUGUCCCAACUGCAAGUAUUCCUGGUGUGAGGCACUGAAGGACAAUGAAAUGAAGCUCAGAAAGGUGGACUUUAUCUGGAUAAACCGAGACCAGAAGUUUUUUGAGUGGUUUGUCAGCCUAUUAACCAAGCUGGAAAUGGACCAAGCUGACGGGGAACCAGAGGGCAGAUUUCUAGAGAUGCAUAUGUACAUGACGUCAGCUCUCAGCAAGAAUGACAUGAAGGCCAUUGGCCUACAGAUGGCCCUGGACCUUCUGGCCAAGAAGGAGGAAAGAGACUCUAUUACAGGUCUGAGGACCCGUACACAGCCUGGGCGACCUGACUGGAACAAGGUGUUCCAGAAAAUAGAAAAAGAGAAGAAAGGCAAGGUACAGGUGUUCUUCUGUGGGUCUCCAGUCCUGGCUAAAACUAUCAAGGCGCACUGCGGACAGUUCAACUUUAAAUUUUUUAAGGAGAAUUUCUAGUGAUGGGUCUCUAGUAGAAUGGUGAUAGAACACCAACAACAUUGAAACAAUGACUGCUGUCCUCAGAUGUCAUAGGCAUUAAACAUAUAUGUUGUAGAUUACUGUGUAUUUAUGGAAUAAAAUGUUUAUGAUACAUAAAUAGGGAAUUUGCUAUAUGAAUUAUUAGGUAGAUCAUAAAGAUGAUAAGCUGGGAACAGAGUAAGGAGACAUUCUUAAUAGUGGGGUUGUGUGUUCUUGCUAAAAUGUGUAGUAAUCUGAGUGAUGUAGUGGUGGGUACAACGGGCAGCUAAAAUCCAUGUACUGUAUGUCAGAAUGACAUGUGCUAAGGCAGAGGCUCCCAAACGCAGUCCUCAGGACACCCUAAUGAUCCAGGUUUUAAUAAUAUCCAUGCUUGGCAACAGGUGACUUAGUCAGUCAUCAGUCAGUUUGAUUUAGCCAACUAUGCUGAGCCCUGAGUAUGCAUAAAACCCAGACUGUUAGGCUGCUUCGAGGACUGUACUAAGGAGAUGUAAUGAGGAGGAGUGGCGAUGUGUUUGACUAAUUUCAACUAUUUAAGAGUCCAUUAUAAGUGGUGUAGUGAAGUCAUGUGAGUGAUUUUGUAAAGUGUGGCAGAAAGUAGUGCGAGGAUGCAGGGAAGGCAGAUGGGUAGAGUGAAGUUACAAGCAGUGAUGGGGGUGAAUGAGCCGUAGAGAAUGCUCAAGGGCCCUCAUUCCGAGUUGAUUGCUCGCUAGCUGCUUUUAGCAGCAGUGCACGCGCUAGGCCGCCGCCCUCUGGGAGUGUAUCUUAGCUUAGCAGAAGUGCACAGGAAAAAUUUCAUGCCAUUUCUGAGUAGCUCCAGACCUACUCCUAUCUUGCGAUGACUGCAGUCUGUUUAGUGUCACAAACACGCCCUGCAUUCAGCCAGACACUCCCCCGUUUCCCCAGCCACUCCUGCGUUUUUACCUGGCACGCCUGCAUUUUUUAGCACACUCCCUGAAAACGCCAAGUUGCCGCCCAGAAACACCCACUUCCUGUCAAUCAUACUACGAUCACUCGAGCGACUGGAAAACGUCGCUCGAGUUUGGGUAAAACUACAACGUUUUGUGUGAAAGUACUUAGCGUAUGCGCAUAAAUGCAGUUUUUUCACCUAAUCGCUGCGCUGCGAAAAUCAGCAGCGAGCGAUCAACUCGGAAUGAGGGCCAAUAUCCUAGCUUAGCAUUGCAAUAAUUCUGAAAUGAAAAACCCCCACCCAUUUUAGGUUUGUGGAGUAAACUGUAAAUUC
This is a messenger RNA of Pseudophryne corroboree (corroboree frog), 3427 nucleotides long. It is a transcript of the gene NOX5, whose product is annotated as NADPH oxidase 5. The transcript is spliced from 16 exons. The coding region runs from base 1 to 2166 and encodes 721 amino acids. Gene Ontology annotation, molecular function: calcium ion binding; superoxide-generating NAD(P)H oxidase activity. The record is from RefSeq and is a predicted model, not a curated record. Gene Ontology annotation, biological process: defense response; superoxide anion generation. NCBI's taxonomy places the organism in Eukaryota, Metazoa, Chordata, Amphibia, Anura, Myobatrachidae. Gene Ontology annotation, cellular component: plasma membrane; NADPH oxidase complex.